UAAAUAACACGAAUUUCUUCCAGGCGUACUUUUCUUUAAAAAUCAUGUUAGUGAUUUUCGUAAUUUAAGGGAAUAAAUGGCUACCAAAAAGAAAUCUCACGGAAAAGGGACAAUUGAUUCAUAUAAAGAAUUGAAAGAAGAUGUUAAAACCCGAGAGAAACGAACGAAUGUUGAAGAAAAAGAUGAUUUGGAUCUGAAAAGCAAUGCCAAAAGUAACGAAAUUGUGAAAGAACUAGUGGCUGACCAAUCCACAACUGCUAGCACAAGAACUUAUUACUCAAUGUUGAUAUCAGUCACUUUAUUAUCAUUGAUAUCAAGGCUUUAUAACAUCGACAAACCUGCUCAUGUUUGUUGGGAUGAAACACAUUUUGGAAAAAUGGGCAGUUGGUACAUCAAAAGAGAAUUUUUCUUUGAUGUCCAUCCACCUUUGGGCAAGAUGCUAAUUGGGCUAUUUGGAAUUCUGACUGGUUAUGAUGGAGGCUUUGCCUUUGCGAAACCUGGUGAUGAAUAUGGUGAAACUCGUUAUGUUGGAAUGAGAGUGUGUUGUGCUAUGAUGGGAGCUGCUGUCGUUCCUUUGGCUUACAUGUCAGUCUGGCUGCUCACCAAGUCUCUGAUGUCAUCACUUUUUGCAGCACUUUUAAUUCUGUUAGAUGUAGGAACAUUAACCCUUUCUCGACAUAUUUUGCUGGACCCCAUUAUGAUGUUCUUCAUUAUGAUGUCUACUUAUUCUCAGCUGAAGUUUCUCUCGUACCGUGACAGACCAUUUUCUAGUCAGUGGUGGAUUUGGUUGGCAUUAACAGGGUUAUUUCUUGCAUCAUCCAUUGGGGUGAAAUUUGUGGGUCUAUUCAUCAUCUUGUACGUGGGAAUAUUAACUGUCAACGACUUGUGGAAAAUAUUGGGAAAUCAAACCAUUUCCUUGGUGGAGGUAGUGAAACAUUUUGUGGCUCGAGCACUGUGUCUUAUAAUUCUUCCAAUACUCGUAUAUAUUGCAAUAUUUGGUGUCCAUCUCAGGAUUCUGAAUCACAGUGGCAAUGGUGACGGGUUCUACAGCUCUGCCUUUCAGUCACAGCUGAUUGGGAAUCGCCUGUACAAUGUCAGUAUGCCAGAAAACGUAGCCUUUGGCAGUGUGAUAACACUGAAGCAGAGAAGGACAGGAGGGGGGUACCUCCACUCUCACUGGCACCUGUACCCCGAGGAGCACCCACCCAGGCAGCAACAGAUUACCACCUAUGCACACAAAGACUUCAACAAUGAAUGGAUAAUCAAGCUGGCUGAUCAGGAACCAAAGCAAGAUGAUCCGGUUCAGCUGGUUGUGUCUGGAGAUCUGGUCCGACUAGAGCACAGAGAAACCCGGAGAAACCUGCACAGCCACCAUGAGCCGGCGCCACUCAGCAGGAGACAAUUCCAGGUGUCUGGAUAUGGAGUGAAUGGUUCAGGAGAUGCCAAUGAUGUGUGGGUGGUGGAGGUGGUGGGGUCACCCCCAGGGACGGUCAUCCAGACAGCUAAGUCACGACUGCGUUUUAUUCACUACCACGUCAGAUGUCUUCUGCACUCUCACGACAAGAAACUUCCCAAAUGGGGAUGGGAUCAGUUGGAGGCCACAUGUAAUCCCAACAUGAGAGAACCAAAGGCCUUGUGGAGUGUGGAGGAAAUAACAGACAACAGAUUACCCAAUGCCAGCUUUGAAAUUUAUUCUCCAUCAUUUACGGAGAGGUUUAUGGAGAGCCAUGCAGUUAUGACUCAGGGAAAUAGUGGCCUAAAGCCCAAAGAAGGGGAGAUCACAUCGAGACCUUGGCAGUGGCCUAUUGACUUCAGAGGGCAGAUAUUCUCUGGGAACAACCAUAGGAUCUACCUGUUGGGGAAUCCUAUCAUAUUCUGGGGCUGUCUGGUGGCUCAUGUUUUGUUUGUUGUGUAUUAUUUGGCCCAUGCAGUCAAAGCCAAGAGAGGGCAUAAGGAAAACAAAGCUUGGACAGAGCACAAGGAGACCAUCUUUUCAGCCUGUUGGUGGCUGCUCCUGGGCUGGGCCCUGCAUUAUCUCCCCUUCUGGCCAAUGACAAGAGUACUGUAUUUUCAUCAUUACUUCCCCGCCUUUCUGUUCAGUGCUAUGUUGACAGGUGUGAUUCUGGACCACACUAUGAUCCUGCUGAUCACUCUAGUCCCUGACAGCAUGGGCAGCAUGGUGUUUCAUACUGUAGUGGGCAGCAUAACAUCUGGUCUUAUACUCAGCUUUUACCUGUUUUCACCUUUGACCUAUGGCAUGGAUGGUCCUGUGUCACAUGAGGAAGACAGCAAGUGGGCAGGACUCAAGUGGCUGAGGUCUUGGGAUAUCUAGUUCAUGAAGUACUGAAAUUUCCCAACAUUCCAUGCAAAAUUUUAAAAAGUUUUAUUGUCUUAAAUAUUAUUUUUCAUAAUAAAAAAAACAAUUGGUAAGUGCUAAUAUCUUAUGAAUAUGUUUUUAUAGUGUGUGGAUUCCAGAGAUCUAUGAUAAAAAUACAUGUAUUAUUUUUUCUGAAAAUUUCAGUUUUUAUGUUUUUAUUAUACAAAUGCUUUAGCUGAUUUGCAGAAAAAUGCAUUUCAAAUAUGUGAUAUUUACAAAUGUACAUGUAUAUAUAUGACUAAAUUAUUGUUCAGAAUCGAAACAGUCGAGCAAAUGAAUUUAAAAGGUUGUAAAAGCUUGUUAUACAAUAUCCAAACUGUGCAAUACUUUAGAUUGCAAAUAUAUAACAUGGAUUUUAUGCAUACGCAAUUUAUAUACGUGUACAAUUACUUAAUAGGUAGCUAUUGAAUUGGUUUAGAAAAGUGUUGAUCUUUGUGCCAUGAUGUUUUUAACUUUACUCGAAGUAUAUGCAGUCUGCAAUGAAAAUCAUAAUUUACAAAAAUUAAAAUGGAUGUUAAACUGUAAAAGCUAUCAUCAGUUAUUAAUCAUAAUUCAAAAACUUUUUUACUCAAAACCUUAGAUGUAAAUAGAUGUGUAACAAACAUUCUCUCAGUUCAUAGACUGUACUAUUCGUCUGUUUAAAACUAUAAUAUGAAAUAAUUUAGUCAUUGAAUAUUACUAAUAUUGCAUUUAAUUAUAUUCAUAUACAAUUUUCAAUGAAAUAGAUUAAAUUUUUCAAUAUUUUUACAUUUAUAUUUUGUGUUAUAGAGUAGUCUUAGUAUAGCUAGUUUCUAACAAUGUAUUUUUAUUGUAGAAGUUAGCAUUUUGUAAAAUUAACAAAGAUUUCUGGCAGGUUCAGAAAAAUGAAAUAUUUUGAAAUCAUAUUGGAUUUAAUUUAUUUUCAAUGAAGUUAAAACUUUGAUUCUCAUAAUAAAUUAUUUUGAUAAAGAAUUGUGUGCAUUUUCACCCUAACAAGUACUUAAUAUUGGUCUGUACAUAUUAUUGAACAUUAUUGAUGAGGAAGAAUCUCAUGGUCUCCUUGGAUAGUUUGUGACGACAAGAAUAUAUUUUGAAUGAAAUACCUGCAACAUGUACUGUAUAUGCAAUGUGCUCUAUGUAAAACUAGCUAUCAUGUGUAACAAAACAUUUUUACAAACGAGUAAAAUAAUUUCAGUAGAUUUUUUUCCAUGCAUAUGAAAUUUGGUUCACAGGGUUGUACAUGUAGUUGAAAAGUUAUUGUCUUGUUUUUGAAAAAUAAUUUCUUUAUUUUAUACAUACUGAAAUAUUUGGUGAUGGUUUGCAAAAUUUUGAUGUAUGAAUAAUUCAACCAUUUCAAGCACAUAUCUAUGACAUCUUUUAAUAUUAUACCAAAGAAAAAGGGUUUGAAUUGUUACAUACUCAACUACCAUAUACUAGAUGGCUUUUUUUCAUUCCAUUUAAUAUUGAGUUAAAAAACAUCAAUGAAUUUGUGCCAACAAUUUAUGUUACCUUAUUUACCAGGUACAUUUUGACAGACCACCAAUAUCUAGUCAAAGUCUCUCUUAUGGUUCACACCAUCAAGCAUCUAUUUGUAUACUUUCUGGGAAAUCUUAAUGAGAAAUAUUUUGACAGAAUCCUUCAACUUAUGCACAAUAGUUUUUUUUACUUAGCCUGAUACAGAGGGCUUAAGCUUUGUUAUUGUAAUUAGUUUUUUGAAUAGUGCACACCACCAUAAUCUAAUGUGAUGGAGACAUUUAUUUUUGUCAACAACUCAUUUUGUAUUUAUUAUGCAAUAUAUUUGUCCUCUUGCUGAGUUUUUCGAUAACCGAUUCAAAUAAAAUGCAUUUUAAUAUG
Messenger RNA from Magallana angulata, 4210 nucleotides. Its product is annotated as protein O-mannosyl-transferase 2-like. The transcript is spliced from 20 exons. Gene Ontology annotation, biological process: protein O-linked glycosylation via mannose. The record is from RefSeq and is a predicted model, not a curated record. Bases 77 to 2332 code for a protein of 751 amino acids. Lineage: Eukaryota; Metazoa; Mollusca; Bivalvia; Ostreida; Ostreidae. Gene Ontology annotation, molecular function: dolichyl-phosphate-mannose-protein mannosyltransferase activity. Gene Ontology annotation, cellular component: endoplasmic reticulum; membrane.